AUGGUUGUUAAUCCAAAUAAUUGGCACUGGGUUGAUAAGAAUUGUAUUGAUUGGGCACGUGAAUAUUUCAAGUCAAAAUUGGUUCAGUUGAAUACUGGGGAACAUGAUGGGAAAUAUGCGGAAAUAAAGUCUAUAUUGUCUAUUGAGGGUGAUUGUGAGGUGAAUCAACGUAAGGGGAAAGUGAUCUCGUUGUUUGAUUUAAAAAUUGCAAUGCUAAUUGGAGGUCAUGUUAAUAAAGAUGAAUUUGAGGGAAGUAUAGUGGUGCCUGAAGUUGCGUUCGACAGUAAUAUAGAUGACUAUCAAUUUGAGAUUUCUAUUUAUAAAGAGACUAGUAAAUUGAACGAAGUGAAACCCGUAAUUAGAGAGUAUUUGUUAUCUCAAUUAAGAAGCAUUUUCCAUCAAUUUGGGAAGGAUUUGUUAUUUGAACAUGGGAAUGACAUUCAAGUCCCUGAAGAGCAGGUGCAAUCUCAAUAUACUAAAGCCAAUCAACAAAACAGUUUUGCAGAUGUUUCUUCCACCACUGGUUCCAAGAAGACAGCAACCACAGUUAACAAGUCAAUUCCUGUCAAAGACAUAUCAUCUUCUAAAGCUGUUGUGAAAACUUUGGAUAACAAGGACAUCCCUAUUGUAAACACAGGUGGUGCCAAUACAGUGACAAUUCAUUUAGAGCCAUCCUUUAACGUUCCAGCAGUAGAAAUCUUUAAUACUUUUAUCGAUAAAGAACGUAUAAUGAUGUGGUCCCGUUCACCAAUCAGAGAAUUUGAUGAGAAUAAGAGUACUGGGUCUCAAUAUUUUAUGGUUGGUGAUAGAUUUGAAUUAUUUAAUGGUAACAUUGAGAGUGAGGUAGUUGAGAGUAAGUUGGGUAGUAAAUUAGUCCUUAAAUGGAGAUUAAAGGAUUGGAGAGAAAAUUUGUACUCUACAAUGGACAUGGAAUUUCAUGAAUCUUCAGAAUAUCAUGAAACAAAGAUUCAAUUGACAUGGAGUGGUAUUCCUGUAGGAGAAGAGGAUCGUGUUCGUGCAAAUUUUGAAGAUUAUUAUGUGAAACCAAUAAAAUUAACUUUUGGUUUUGGAGUUGUGUUGUGA
Messenger RNA from Arxiozyma heterogenica, 1083 nucleotides. RefSeq names its product Aha1p (gene AHA1). NCBI's taxonomy places the organism in Eukaryota, Fungi, Ascomycota, Saccharomycetes, Saccharomycetales, Saccharomycetaceae. Bases 1 to 1083 code for a protein of 360 amino acids. Gene Ontology annotation, molecular function: protein-folding chaperone binding; ATPase activator activity. Gene Ontology annotation, biological process: protein folding; positive regulation of ATP-dependent activity. The record is from RefSeq and is a predicted model, not a curated record. The transcript has a single exon. Gene Ontology annotation, cellular component: cytosol.